Molecule: messenger RNA, 2261 nt
Organism: Arabidopsis thaliana (thale cress)
Lineage: Eukaryota; Viridiplantae; Streptophyta; Magnoliopsida; Brassicales; Brassicaceae
Gene: TRM5
Product: zinc finger CCCH domain protein
Exons: 2
Coding region: 461-1987 (508 amino acids)
Biological process (GO): regulation of monopolar cell growth
Source: RefSeq, marked reviewed
GCGGGGUUUGAUCUUUACUUAUUUAUUAGGACUCAAACUUAGCCAUUAUUAACUCAAAAAUCAAAAUUACUCCUAAAACAAGCAGAUAGGAAAAAACACAAAUAAAUAAAAAAAAGGAAAUUGAAUGCAGAGUUGUCAGAGUGUAUUUAAAAAAGAAAAAAAAAGCACGUUAGGAGGAGUAUCCUUUAGACUAGAGUAAGGGAGUGGGUGCUUUAAAGAAGCAGAGAAGCGGGAGAAGAGUGUGCAGCAGCAACAGCCAACAGAAGAAAAUGGCAAAAGAGAAAGAUCUGGAGAAGCAAAUCGGCGGUUGCAUGGCCGGCUUCUUCAACAUCUUCGAUCGCCCCAGUCUCCUCUCUCCUAAUAAGCGUCUCUCUUCCUCUCCGGUAACUUGUCUAUCUCUCUUUCCCUCUUCUCCUGUUCCUAGAGGGAUGCAAUGAAUUGACUUACCAACAAAACAACAAUGUCUGUGUUUCUCCAGAGCGCUGAAUCUGAAUCUGCCUCGGGUAGGACGAAUCAGCAGAGUGUGUACUCUACCCCUGAGCUACGCUCUCCUGCGCCGGCUCAACAAAGAUCUUCUUCUUCUUCUUCUUCUUCCUCUAGGCCUUGGAGGUUCUCUAAAGAAGCUCCGAGGCUCUCCCUCGAUAGCAGAGCCGUCGUGGAUGCCAAGGGCUGCCUCAAACACAGACAGAUCCGAGCCGAUGCGGUUGAGGCUGAGAACCAGCGCGGCUCACCCAGUGUGAUCGCACGGCUCAUGGGAUUGGAGCCAUUUCCCCAACAGCCUCUCCAGAGAUCUGCAUCCGAGUCCAGGGUCACCAGAGACUACAUAUUUGACUUUCACGAUGACAAGGGAGCAGCUCAAGAUCCGGCUCCAAUUAGGAACGCCCGAGCCCACCCAACCUCAGUAGUACGCCGAAAGAGUUUCUUUGAUUCCGGUGAUUUCUUCCCGAGAGUUUCCAAAAUGAGUGGAUUUGACGCUCCCCCGACCGAUCUGGAAACCCUCAAGCAGCUUCUCGAAGCUCUUAGGCUCAAAGGACUCUUGCACUCGUCUUCACUCAAACAUCAGAGCAGGAAUCUCGUCUUCGACCAUCAUUCUCCGAUCAAACCAGUGAGGCGGGAUCGCAUUUCCCCGAGCGUCAAUAGGAGGAGACCAAGACCAACGCUCAAGGAACAGAGGAGAGUCUCUUCACUCCCUUGGCGGAGACCAGAACCUCUCCAGACGAGGAUUGAAGACCAGAGUAGCACUCUAGCCGAGGAAGAGAUGUGGAAAGUGGAUGUGUAUAACAGACAAGGCAAAACCUUAUUGGAGAGAUGCGACAAGCUGCUCCACAGCAUUGCUGAAAUGGCCGCUGCUGAGGCCGGAGACUCACAACCGAGCCCCGUCUCUGUUCUUGACGCCUCAAUUUACCACGAGGACUCUUCUCCGUCCCCCGUCCUGAAACGCACCCUUGACUUUGCUGAUGCUGAAGAAGACGAAUCCUGGGGUGGCUCAAUAUUAUCAUCGUCCGACUCUGAAUAUGUAUACAUCUCGGACAUCCUCCGAGCCUCAGAUUGCCUUCCACAAGAGUCCGACAGCUUCUCCUUUCUGGAAAAGCAGCAAUACCUCAAAGGAAAAUGCGCCUCCAGAGCCGCAGCUCAGGAAAGACGCCUCAUCUUCGACGCAGUGCAAGAGAUUGUGGCGCGGAGAAGGAGCUUGCCCCCGUGGAUGAUGGUAGGAGAGGCUGAUAAUAAGAUGCAAGUGAUCUGGUCUGAAUUUCAGAAGAUAAGAGACAAAAAGUCGUCCACGGAGGAAGAUGACCUUGUGGGAUACGUGUGCGGGGUCCUCGGAAGAGAUUUGUCGGAGGACCGAUGGCGAGAUUUUCAGGUGGAGAUGUCAGAAGCAGUUCUUGACGUCGAACGCCUCAUAUUCAAAGAUCUCAUCGGCGAGACCAUACGCCAGUUGGCUUUUCUUAACAGGUCCGACUCGCUGCGUAGGAGGCUGCUCUUUUGAUAUAAAACUAGACUAAAUUCUCUGACCCAAGUCUGAAACUAAACCCAACCUACGACCUAUACCAUGUCUAACCAAACAUGCGAGAGUGAUAGUUCUUUUGUGUGUUUUUUUGUGUGAAAUGUGUGAUUUAUCAAGUUUGGGACUUGGCGCCUGUUGUCUAAAAGACUAAAACCAUACACUCUUUUUUUUGCUCUUUCUGAAUCAAACUGCUGCUCAUUUGUGUGGUGUAUUCGGACUAAUAAAGACUUUAAAAGUGUUAUGGGCUUCAAGUGGA